Messenger RNA from Venturia canescens, 4178 nucleotides. RefSeq names its product plastin-2 Fim (gene Fim). Bases 298 to 2412 code for a protein of 704 amino acids. The transcript has 4 exons. Gene Ontology annotation, molecular function: calcium ion binding; actin filament binding. The record is from RefSeq and is a predicted model, not a curated record. Gene Ontology annotation, biological process: actin filament network formation; actin filament bundle assembly. NCBI's taxonomy places the organism in Eukaryota, Metazoa, Arthropoda, Insecta, Hymenoptera, Ichneumonidae. Gene Ontology annotation, cellular component: cytoplasm; actin filament bundle; actin filament.
GAAGAGAAGAAAAAUGAGUCACUCGCCUUGCGGGUUUUUCUACGUUGAGAUUUCCAUGACAAAUCGAUGUGAUUGCGCACCGUGGCGCGCGUGCGACGCUUUGACCCUCGGAUGAUUUUGCAAUUAUAAUUUGCCCCGGUUGAGUGAAAUCCAGACAAUGUUGUCGGUUCGAAAAAUGUAUAUCCAGGAUUGUAUUUUUUUAUUUUCUUUUUUUUCGGUCAAUAACACCGUCAACUUUUUUUCUACGCUUUCUUGUUGUUGUUGUUGUUAUUAUUGUUUUUCGAUUUAUCGUAACAAAUGUUCCGUGUCGUUGCAGAUCUCGUAAAAAAGUAUGAAACUCGGGGUGGUGUUGUGUCGGGAAUGAUUGCGGUGAGUUUGCAAUUCGACGGUUACACUAUAGUUAAAGACACGCGAUAUACAAAGAAGACGCUCGAUUUAACAACGAAUGUAGGUCGAACCCACAGCUAUUCGGACUCUCGCUUUUGUAGUCACGCGCAUUGCCAGGUGAUCGACGUGAACAGAGAUGGAUUCAUCGACUUGACGGAAUUACGUAACGCCCUGGACAGGGUCGGCUUCAAAAUGCCGGGUUACAAGGUACGCCAAAUGAUCGAGGAAUACGACGACAAGGAUCGACCCGAGCACAAAGGACGAUUGUCUUUCGAGGAAUUUGAAAAACUUUGCAAAGAGCUCAAAGCCAAUGAACUCGGCUCGACUUUCAAAACGGUUGUAUCGAAGAAAGAAAACCUCGAGACUCUCGGCGGAAUUUCUGAGGCUUCAAGCGAAGGUACCACUCAUUCGGUUCGUCUCGAGGAACAAUUGGCUUUCAGCGAUUGGAUCAAUACCAAUCUCGGAUCCGACCCUGAUCUCAAACACUUAUUGCCCAUUGAUCCCGAGGGAAAGACCCUCUAUGACAAGGUCAAGGAUGGCAUACUGUUGUGCAAAAUCAUUAAUCACUCGUGCCCGGACACGAUAGACGAGAGGACGAUAAACAAAAAGAAUUUGACGUUGUACAAGAAGCACGAGAAUCUGACACUGGCAUUGUCCUCGGCUCAGGCGAUCGGCUGUAACAUCGUCAACAUCGAUGCUCACGACUUGACAAAAGGAAGUCCGCAUUUGGUGCUCGGUUUGCUCUGGCAGAUCAUAAGGAUUGGUCUGUUCAAUCAAAUAACUUUGGAGAACUGUCCGGGACUGACAACGUUGUUGCAAGACGGCGAGAGGAUCGAGGACCUCUUGAAAUUGUCACCGGAAGCUAUAUUGUUGCGUUGGGUAAAUCAUCAUCUCGAGCACGCCGGUAUUGCUCGUAGAUGCAACAAUUUCCAAUCGGACAUCACCGACUCGGAGAUAUAUUCGCAUUUGAUAAAACAAAUUGGACCGAGCGGCAGUGACGUUACUCUCGAGGCACUGAUGGAGCCGAAUCAUACGACGCGAGCGGAAAUAAUGUUGCAACAAGCCGCCAAAUUGGGCUGUCGAAGUUUCGUCACACCGAGCGACGUUGUCAACGGCAUUUACAAGCUCAAUCUUGCCUUCGUUGCUAACAUGUUCAACAAUUAUCCGGGGCUCGACAAGCCCGAGACGAAUAUCGAGGGUCUUGAGUCCGUUGAGGAAACGAGGGAGGAAAAAACUUACAGAAAUUGGAUGAAUUCGAUGGGUGUCUCGCCCCACGUUAAUUGGCUCUAUUCCGAUUUGGCCGACGGCCUUGUGAUAUUUCAACUCUGUGAAAUCAUAAAACCCGGCUCUGUCAAAUGGCCACGGGUACACAAAAAAUUUACAAAAUUACGAAAGUUCAUGGAGAAAUUGGAGAAUUGCAAUUACGCGGUCGAGCUUGGCAAACAAAUGAAUUUCUCACUGGUCGGCAUCGCCGGACAGGACAUUAACGACGGAAACGCGACGUUGACUCUCGCCCUCAUUUGGCAAUUGAUGAGAUCAUAUACGCUAUCGUUACUUACUUCCCUCUCAGCGACACCUGGAAGUCGAGAAGUCGAUAAAGAAAUCGUCCGAUGGGUCAAUUCGAAGCUUCAAGCCGCUGGUAAAAAUAGCAGCAUCAAAGGUUUCCAGGAUUACGCUAUCGCCAACGCUAAGCCCUUGAUCGAUCUCAUCGACGCCAUCAAACCUGGCACUGUCAACUAUGAUCUCGUUAAAGAGGGAGGCAACGAAUCGGACAAUUUGGAUAACGCCAAAUACGCAAUCUCAUUGGCGAGAAAAUGUGGAGCGAGGGUUUACGCCUUGCCUGAGGAUAUUGCCGAAGUAAAGCACAAAAUGGUUAUGACGGUAUUCGCCUGUUUAAUGGCGAUGGAUUAUAUACCCAACAUGGAUUCGGCGAAGCAGAACAACGUCAAUAAUGUCAACGACGCGAAUAACCUCAACAGCGUAAACAACGUCAAUAAUGUAAACAGCGUCGACAACGGUCAAUAAUGUUGAUCUUCCUUUUACGUCGGAAAAUCCUGAGAGACCUCAAGUCUGAUGCACCUUGAAUUAUUAUUUGGGAAAUGCAUUUUUUUUAUAGGAAUUCUCUAACAAAAAAUAAGCGAACUUUAUCCGCCCAACAUUUUCUACAAUUCAUAAAAUCAUGCACGCAUUCGUACUUUGGUCGAAGCUCUCGGGUGCAUCUUAUCGUGACGUAAUAAUUGUAAAUAUAACUUUAAAUCGAUAAGUUAGCUUGUUCCAAGAUCAAUGCGUUAAUUUGGCUUUGACGAGCUCCACGGUCUUACACACGCGUGAGUAUUUUCUCGUGAUUCAUUGAUUAUUGAUUUCUUCAGUCCCGCAGAAUCAUGCGUCCGAUCAUUUUCAAUCAGACGCGUAAGAGAAUCGUUAAACGAAGAAACGGACAAUAUAUUCUGGAUUAUGUUUAUUGCUAAAUCCUCCAUUUUUAUAUAAAGCUAACAUACCAGAUUUUCGUUGCUCCACACGGUGUUUGCGAAUUGAAUCUACUUCGAUACUCGUCUCUUCAUCCUCGGACGCGAAAACAAACGUAUUUUCAUUUUCUUCCGUUUGUCUGGUUGAUUUUGUUGUGCCCGUUGGUCCGAUGGGCGAUACUUGCUAAUGUCUUGAUACGUCUCUGCAUGAUCAGCGGAGCACAAUUCUAGGUAUUAUUAAUCGUGCCAUGAAAAAAACGUUCGAUAGUAUGGAAAAUGAUGAUUGAACAAAAGGAUUUUUUUUUAACGCACGAAUUUUUAGAUACUCGCCGCUUUCUCGUCACAAGUAAUUUGUUUUUUUUUCUAACGAUUAUUACACCAACAUUCGAAAGUAAAAUAAAUAACAUUUCCUGUUGAAAAUUGCAUCAAGCGACAAACGAAAUUGUUGCGAAUUCACCGACUAAUGAUUUCGAACGAUUUUCCAUACGAAAAACGCUAAUAUCUCGGAGUAUAUAGGGAUCCUACGUAAUAAUAAAUUAAAAAAUAGGGAAUGAGUGAGACUGUCCAAUGGAAAAUAAAAAUUGUCGUUUUUCGAACAACAAUUGAAUCGUUGCUCGAAAAUGUUUUCCACAAAUAUGCGCUAAUAAUAAUAAUUAUAAUAUACAAUGAGAUACAAACCGUGGUAAAGAGCGGUUUAUCUCGAUCGUUUUAACGAUCAAUCAUUUACGCUCAUCGAUUUGUAUACGUGAAUUUGUACCAGUAAGCAAGUUUAUCGAUUAAAAUGAUAAAGGUAAUCGCUUCUUCGCUCACGCAAAACGAGUGGCCUGAACGAAAUAAACUAAUCGUACGAAACAAACAAUACACAAUAACGGUUCCUGCCGACAUGCCCGGGGCAUUUGCAAUUUUGCGGAUCAAGAUAAAGUCGAGUUACUCGUGAAACGAGAAAAAAUUGAGAAAGAAAAGGAUGUACGAAGCUGAAACAGCCAGAGAGGUAAAGGCACGUGGGGUAAAAGUCAUUCGAUAAUUAAACAAAGCGGCGUCUAGAUAGACAUAUUAUAUACAUAUAUAUUAUAUAUAUAUUGAAUAUUAUUAUUAAAAUUAUUAUUGCAAAAGAUAAUCGCCACCGGAUUUCCAUCAUUCGAUAAAAAUAUUAAAAAAAACGAUUCCAUUCAUUAAUUAGAGGAAAAGUACCAAAUCAGUAAAAAAAAAACUGAUCAACAUAUACGUACUGUUUUGCGAUAACGAUGUACAUGAUCAUAGCGAUAGUUAUUAAUUUUUUUUUUUAGAUGUAACACGUAAUUUAAAUAAACAAACAAUUUCAUCUAA